Messenger RNA from Neoarthrinium moseri, 861 nucleotides. RefSeq lists its product as uncharacterized. The transcript has 2 exons. Lineage: Eukaryota; Fungi; Ascomycota; Sordariomycetes; Amphisphaeriales; Apiosporaceae. Gene Ontology annotation, molecular function: aldehyde-lyase activity; zinc ion binding. The record is from RefSeq and is a predicted model, not a curated record. Bases 1 to 861 code for a protein of 286 amino acids. Gene Ontology annotation, biological process: carbohydrate metabolic process.
AUGGAGUGGAAGAAAGACAACAAGACAUACCAAAUCCUCACAGCCGCGGAGAAAGGAGGCUACGGUGUUGUAGCUCCUAUCGCCUACAACAUCGAGUGUAUCCUCGGUUGCAUUCGUGCCGCCGAAGCGAAACGCGCACCAUUGAUACUGCAAGUAUUCCCCUGGGCCAUUACCUACAGCGACGGGCUUCUUAUCCAUGCUGCCGCGAAGGCUGCUCGCGAAGCAACUGUCCCUGUCUCGAUUCAUCUCGACCACGCACAAGACGAGAAACUCAUCCGCCAUGCUGCCGCCAAUCUGCCUUUCGACUCGAUCAUGGUGGACAUGAGCCACUAUGAGAUGGAGGAGAAUUUGGCCAAAACGAAAGAGCUGGUGGCUCUCUGCAACGAGCACAAGAUCUGCACCGAAGCCGAGCCUGGGCGCAUCGAGGGAGGCGAAGAUGGCAUCGCAGAUACAGCAGACCUAGAGGGUGCCCUGACCACGGAAGACCAAGUGGAAGAUUUCAUCGCCACCGGCAUUGACUUCUUGGCACCCGCUUUUGGCAAUGUGCACGGAGAGUAUGGCACCCGAGGUCCUGUUUUAGAAUAUGAUCGUCUGGCGAUGAUUCGUCAAAAAGCCAACGGCCGGGUGCGGAUCGUGCUUCACGGUACCAACGACUUCCCAAACGAUGUAAUGCAGAAGUGCGUGCAAGGUGGCUGCAGCAAGAUAAACGUGAAUAAGCUGGUAUUGGAUGAUUAUCUUGCAUACUUGAAGCAGAAAGCCCCCACGACAAGUCUGACGACGCUUAUGGAAGAGGGCACAAAAGAGAUCCAGAAGCUCAUGGAGUGGCAGAUGGAUAUCACAGGUUCCACAGGAAAGGCGUAG